Brachypodium distachyon (stiff brome) is the source of this 2504-nucleotide messenger RNA. Its product is annotated as 65-kDa microtubule-associated protein 6. The transcript has 12 exons. NCBI's taxonomy places the organism in Eukaryota, Viridiplantae, Streptophyta, Magnoliopsida, Poales, Poaceae. Gene Ontology annotation, biological process: microtubule cytoskeleton organization. Gene Ontology annotation, cellular component: cytoplasm; spindle. Gene Ontology annotation, molecular function: microtubule binding. The record is from RefSeq and is a predicted model, not a curated record. The coding region runs from base 339 to 2159 and encodes 606 amino acids.
UAUCACCUCGUUUUCUUUUUUCCUGUAGUUACCAACUGCACUCGGUUGAGAUCCAUAUAUAACCAAGCAACUACCGCCGCCCGUCUCUCUAGACCGAAGGGUUGCUGCGAGGAGAGAGAGAGGCAGACAGAAUAGAAGGGGAAGGGUUGGUGGUUGCUUGCCGAGAGGUGGGCAUUGCCCUUGAAAUUCUCGGUUCUUUCAUCAGUACAGGACCAAGGAGGUCCGGCAAGGAGACAGGAGGGGGAGGGUACAGCCGUACAGGGAGGGGCACUGGAGUGGUGCCUCCUUUGAUUCUAGACUUCUAGUCGCUUCUUGUUUCUCCUUGUUGGGGAGAGGACAUGGGCGAGAUGGCCAUGGACGGGUACGGGCCGGACAAGGCGGUGCGCUGCAGUGUUAGCUUCGACACGCCGUGCGGCUCGAUGCUGCGCGAGCUCGAGCAAAUAUGGACAGACAUAGGGGAGCGUGAACAAGAUAAAGAUCGCAUGUUCCUGGAACUUGAAACGGAGUGCAUGCGUGUGUAUCGUCGUAAGGUCGAUAGUGCCAAUGCUGAUAGAGCCCAGCUCCGUCAGUCACUGAUGGCAAAACAAGCAGAGCUCAAAGCUUUAGUAGCUUCAAUAGGUGAAGAUACCCCACAACUUAAGGUGGAUGAAAAACAUGCAUCAUUGAAAGAGCAACUUGCUGCAGUGACACCUCUCUUGGAAGAUCUUAGGGCAACGAAAGAAGAAAGAAUCAAGCAAUUCUCAAAUGUGCAAUCUGAAAUUGAGAAGAUAAAUGCACAGAUUUCUGAUCACAGUUAUCAGCAUGAACGUCUUAACAAUGAUUAUGACUUGUCAACCAGAAGGCUUGCUGAUCUUCAAAUGCAGCUGCGCAAUUUACAAAGGGAGAAGUCUGAUCGCCUUCAGAAAGUAUUCGUUUAUGUGGAUGAAGUGCACUGCCUAUGCGCUGUACUUGGGAUGGAUUUUGCAAAUACUGUAAAAGAUGUGCAUCCAAGUUUGCAUGGAACCGACUCAGAAAAUUCAACAAAUAUCAGUGAUAGCACUCUUGAAGGUCUUACUCAGACUAUCUUGAAGCUCAAAGCGGAAAAGAGGAAUAGGGUCUUGAAGUUGCAAGAUAUUGUGGAGAAACUCCACAAGUUAUGGAAUCUGAUGGAGUCAACAGAACAAGAGAGGAGACACUUCGCUGAAGUGGCAGCUAUUCUUGGAUCUUCUGAGGAAGAGAUCACCUCUCCUAAUAUUCUAUCAUUGGAGACAAUUCAGGAGACAGAAGAGGAAGUCGAAAGACUAACUAAACAAAAGGCAAGUAGAAUGAAGGAGCUUGUUCUCAAGAGAAGGUUGGAACUAGAAAAUAUCUGCAGACAUGCACACAUGGAGCCUGAUAUGAGCACAGCACCAGAGAAGAUCAUUGCUUUAAUUGAUUCUGGUCUAGUGGAUCCUUGCGAACUUCUUUCCAGCAUUGAAGAACAAAUAGCAAAAGCAAAUGAGCAAUCCCUAACAAGAAAAGAUAUCAUGGAGAGAGUAGACAGGUGGCUAUCAGCUUGUGAUGAAGAAACUUGGCUUGAGGAAUACAACCAAGAUGACAACAGGUAUAGUGCUGGCAGAGGUGCCCAUUUGAAUCUCAAGCGUGCAGAGAAAGCAAGGGUACUCGUUCAAAAGAUUCCGACUAUGAUUGACAACUUGAUAGACAAGACAUUUGCCUGGGAGGAUGAAAGCAACGUGCCAUUUCUAUAUGACGGGGUUCGUCUGGUUGCCAUUUUGGAAGAACAAAAACUCAGAAGGGUACAAAAAGAGGAAGAUAAGAAACGAUACCGGGACCAGAAGAAGCUGCAGAAUCUAUUGCUUAAAGAGAAGGAGUUGAUCUUUGGGUCCAAGCCUACUCCGAAGAAAACAAGCAGUUUCAACAGGAGGAUGAGCAGCCAUCAUCCAAAUGGAAACGGAUCAGGUUUCAUGACGCCAAUGCCCCGGAGGGUCUCGGCGGGCAGUGCUACUCCUGAGCUCCUGACGCCACGCUCAUAUUCUGGUCGGUACAACACUUACUUCAAGGAGAAUAGGCGGAUGACGCCUGCGCCACUCAACUUCUCGACAGCUUCGAAAGAUGAUAGCAUGUCAUCUUUUGCCUCUAUUAGCGGCUCAGAACCUGAUUCUCCAUUGGUCUUGCACUGACAUUUCUAGUCAGGGAGAAAGGCUUUCAUAGGUGGGAGGGGUGAUGAUGGAGGCUAUCCUUAAGACUGGACCAUUGUGUGUUAGCUGUUGACAAUGCUAAUGAGUGACGACAGAUUGUGACGCGUUUUAGGCAAGACUGCUUGUAGAUACAUGACCUAGCGAUUGUGGUGAUGUUGUAAUUCCAAGUUCCAACUGUGAGGUUGAUCAAUGUUUGGUUAGGGAACAUGAGAAAGUUCUCAAUGCAUUUGUUUUGUGCUAAUUGAUUAUUUCACUAUCUCUGGAUGUGGUAUCACUAAUGUGAAAGAAGAGGUCGAUUUUUUCUAAUCACAAAGGUGUGUUGUAUCC